CAGGGUUGGAGCUGAGGGCAUUAACGAGAGGGGAGACUUUGGAUCUUUAUUUCGACAUCUUAUUGAGAGAGAAUUCUAUGUAGCCGGAGAAAGAUGAUGCGAAAUAUCAAAUGCGUGGUGGUGGGGGAUGGGGCUGUUGGGAAAACCUGUAUCCUCAUCACUUACACAACCAACGAAUUCCCUGAGGAGUACAUUCCGACCGUCUUUGAUAACUAUUCCACCACUGUUACUGUUGACGGUCAUGUAGUGAACCUUGGGUUGUGGGACACAGCCGGCCAGGAAGACUAUGACAGACUCCGACCACUCUCCUACCCACAGACUGUGAGUAUUUUCACAGGGAAUCUCUUGCUUGUUCUCUAUUCCUUAAGCUCCCAAAAAGAUGUGUUUGUGAUCUGUUUUUCCCUGGUCAGCCCUGCUUCUUUCAUUAAUGUCCAUCCAAAGUGGUCCUCCGAGGUGAAGCAUCACUGCCCCAACACUCCCAUCAUCCUCGUGGGCACUAAGGUCGACCUGAGGGACGACAAGGAAACAAUAGAGAAGCUGAAGGAAAGGAACAUGGCUCCCAUUACCCGCGAAGAAGGCGAGCAGAAAGCGAAGGAGAUCGGAGCGGUGAAGUACGUUGAAAGUUCUGCCUGCAAACAGGAAGGUCUGAAGACAAUAUUUGAGGAGGCAAUUCGAGCGGUGAUCCUCCAGCCAGUGAAGAAGAAACGGCUCUGUUGCCGUAUUUUGUAG
Molecule: messenger RNA, 729 nt
Organism: Pristis pectinata (smalltooth sawfish)
Lineage: Eukaryota; Metazoa; Chordata; Chondrichthyes; Rhinopristiformes; Pristidae
Product: ras-related C3 botulinum toxin substrate 1-like
Exons: 6
Coding region: 94-729 (211 amino acids)
Biological process (GO): small GTPase-mediated signal transduction
Molecular function (GO): GTP binding; GTPase activity
Source: RefSeq, a predicted model, not a curated record